AUGUUGGGUCGCUCCAACAUAGUAGGACGACGAGCUCUAAGUGCCACUACCUCGUUGAGAAACAAGGAAGUGUUCAUUAUUGGAGCUGCCCGUACACCAAUUGGGUCUUUCCGGUCGCAGUUAGCUUCGCUGUCAGCUCCACAAUUAGGAAGUGUCGCCAUAAAAGCUGCAGUGGAAAGGGGUGGCCUGAAACCGGAAGAUGUGCAGGAGGUGUG
This is a messenger RNA of Ostertagia ostertagi, 215 nucleotides long. Lineage: Eukaryota; Metazoa; Nematoda; Chromadorea; Rhabditida; Trichostrongylidae. The record is from the annotation of a GenBank genome assembly.